Entelurus aequoreus (snake pipefish) is the source of this 1554-nucleotide messenger RNA. RefSeq names its product olfactory receptor 6E1-like. Gene Ontology annotation, biological process: G protein-coupled receptor signaling pathway. The transcript has a single exon. The record is from RefSeq and is a predicted model, not a curated record. Gene Ontology annotation, molecular function: olfactory receptor activity; G protein-coupled receptor activity. The coding region runs from base 74 to 1018 and encodes 314 amino acids. Gene Ontology annotation, cellular component: membrane. Lineage: Eukaryota; Metazoa; Chordata; Actinopteri; Syngnathiformes; Syngnathidae.
UUUUGAAGCUGCACAUUUGGUAGGAGAAUCAUAACCACCAACCGCAUCUUAGGUAAAUUAUUUUUCUCAAGAGAUGAUGCAAAAUACCACAAUAUCGCAUUUCAUCCUGGGGUCUUAUUUAGACUUGGGGUAUGAGAAAUACUUGUUUUUUUCCAUGGUGCUGCUGCUGUACAUUUUGAUCGUGGCGACCAACUCCUCCCUGGUGGUGCUGAUCUGUGUGACGCGGCGCUUACGGGAGCCCAUGUUCUUGUUUGUGGCCAGCCUCUUUGUCAACGAGCUCUACGGCUCCACUGGAUUCUUCCCCUUCCUCAUGCUUCAGAUCCUCAAUGACGUGCACACCAUCUCCGUGCCCGCCUGCUACCUGCAAAUGUUCACCGGCUACACCUACGCCCGCGUAGAGUUUUGCACUCUGGCCGCCAUGUCGUACGACCGCUACCUGGCCAUCUGCUGCCCCCUGCAGUACAGCGCUCGUGUGACGCCCCACCGUGUCCUCCUGUGUAUUUGUCUCAUGUGGCUCUACACGUUUGUCAGGGUUCUCAUCGCCCAGUGCUUGAACCUGAGCCAGCUGCUCUGCGGCAACGUCAUCAACAGCCUGUACUGCAUGAACUACCUGGUCGCUAAGCUGCUCUGCGGUGACCUGCAAGUCAUGAAUAUUUACGGGCUGGUCACCACCACCAUGUCCAUCAUGCUGCCUCUGCUGCUCAUCCUCUACUCCUACCUGAAAAUCCUGCGCAUCGUCUUUUCUGGCGCCAACCAGGCCAGACCCAAGGCGCUGGGCACGUGCGCGCCUCACAUCGUGUCCCUGCUCAACUUCUCUUUCGGGUGCAUCUUCCAGGUGAUGCACACGCGCUUCGACAUGAGCGCCAAGCCCGACGGCUUCCGAAACUUCCUGUCGCUUUAUUUCCUCAUCGUUCAGCCUCUCAUCAACCCUCUCAUGUACGGAAUGCAAACGUCGCAAAUACGAGAGACGUGCAAGCACGUGUUCUCGUCCAAGACGGCUCGCAUCGGAGAGACCUGAAGGAGGCCUUUUUCUUGGUCAAUAAAAUGAAUCCUUUGCUUUGACACGUUAUUGCUGUCCUUCUUAAGUCAUGAACAUUUCAUUCAGGACACCAUUUAAUCAGUUCCAUACAAUAAUAAUAAAUAAUACAGGUGAAACUCCAAAAAAUUGAAUAUCGUGCAAAAGUCUAUUCAUGUCGGCAAUGUGGAACUAGUGUGUUAGAUAAAUUCAUUACAUGCAACGUGAGAUAAGUCAAGCCUUUAGUUCUUAUCAUUGUAAACAUCCUGGCUUACAGUUUUGGAAACAUUUAUUUUCAAAUGGAGGUUUUUCUAUGCUGUAAGCCAAGGGUCCCCAAACUUUUAGACUCAGGGGGCCGCAUUGGGUUAAAAAAAUUUGGCCGGGGGCCGGGCUGUGUGUGUGUGUGCGUGUGUGUGUAUAUACAGUACAGGCCAAAAGUUUGGACACACCUCCUCAUUCAAUGGGUUUUAUUUAUUUUCAUGACUAUUUACAUUGUAGAUUGUCACUGAAGUCAUCAAAACUAUGAAUACAUACAUAAC